Saxophila tyrrhenica is the source of this 417-nucleotide messenger RNA. RefSeq lists its product as uncharacterized. The record is from RefSeq and is a predicted model, not a curated record. The coding region runs from base 1 to 417 and encodes 138 amino acids. Lineage: Eukaryota; Fungi; Ascomycota; Dothideomycetes; Mycosphaerellales; Extremaceae. The transcript has a single exon.
AUGGCGGAGAAGACGAAGGAAUCAGAAUCCAAGAACCCAAUCUCCCGCCCAGGAGAAGAUCAAGCCGCCGAACCACCGCCAAACUACGACUCCAUCUUUCCACCACCCGGCUACUCAAGGAGGACGUCCAAGUCCGCUACUACCACAAGCAGCGGUAGCAGCACCAAGACCGCUUCCCGACCACAAGUCUCCAGCUCCACCAGCCACGCCGGCUCCUGCGGCAUGCCCGCCUCAAUGGUCCAAAGCAUUCUCGCCACCUCAUCCUCUUCGCCAUCCAAAAGCUCUGGUGGGUCUAAAAGGUGGUCGGAUGAUCCUCCGGGGAGCAGCAGAGACUACUCUACCGCCCGCUGGAACAUCUACGGGACCCCGCUGAGCGAUUUUGGGAAUCCGUUCCGGAAGGGCAAGGGGAGGAAGUGA